AAGAAAGAGAACCAUUUGAUGGAAGAAAAGAGAAAGAAAAAGCAAGAAGAAAAGAUCAAGAAGGACGUCGCUCAGAAAACGGCUACGGAACAGAAACCCAAAGCAGAAUCACUCACAAGCUGCUGACAAGAGAGGCCAUUUGAUGCCUUUGGACCUUCCCUCCCCCAUUUCAUCUUCGCUUUCCUCCCCCACAUAGUGACAUGCUUGUUGUCAAAAGUCUGGCAGAUUAUUAAUAACAUGUGGCUGAGCUGCCAUGAGUGACAGUUCUGCUGUGCUCUGAGGCCAAGAUGUUUGCAUACAUGUUUAUGCGGGUCAAAGGCUGUGAUUGUGUUUGCAUCAAGGACCCUUUUCACUCUUAGCAUAAGCAAAAAAUAUCAUUGGUCAAUUUCGAUUAAGUUGCAGCAUUUUUCUCAUAAAAGACAGCAGUUGUACCACAAGGUACCUGCCCUCAGACGUUAUUUUUUUACCGCAAAAUGUUGUCACGUUUUAAUGUCAUGACAUCUUGUGACACCUCUGUAUAUAGUAAAUCAAAUUUUUGUACUGGUCACAGUAUUAUUGUACAGCAUUUAUGGAUGCCAAGUGGGUUACAUCGUGGUUGUCUUUUCUAGUUAGCCGGGUAUCUGUGGCGUCUGAAAAAGUCUACAAUCCGAUAAUUUGAAUUUAAGGUCUUAAAAUGGGUCUUGUAAAAGUUGUAUUCUUUAUAAUCAUAAAGUUUUUAAAUUUGACUUGUUGAAACUUGCAUCAACCCUAAAUUAGUCCUUUCCUAUUAAUGAACAUAGUCUUAUUUUUUAAUGGGAAUAUAAUCUUACAGUAUUAUUAACUCGUCACAUAUUUUUAUAUAUUGGCUAUAAACAAGCUCUUUGUGCUCUUUACUCUGUCGUAGUCUAAAAAUUAGCUUAGUUUCACUGUUUACAUUUUUGCAAUUGUAUGCAUGUUGUGUACACAAACCAAAUAAGCCCUCUUAACAGUAGCUCCCACUCCUACCACAUACAAGAGAUAAACAACCAUGACCCAUGAGAGAGAAAGGGGAGCCUGGCAUUGGGAUAAGAUGGGGGUGCGGAGGGGGGCACUAAUUAGAUGGAGAAGAUGGAGAGGAGGCAUGGUAUGAGAGAAGGUCACAUGAGGCCACAAGAGGCAAAUGGAGGUGCGGGGAGGCAACAGACAGUCUCUAUGGUAACUGCCUUUUAUAUAGAAAGGGUGAGGGGUGAGAAUGUUUUUGCUGUAAUGUGGUGUGAGUGUGUUAGGGAGUUUUUCCCUAUCAAUACAAGCAGAUGGGACCUAAGAGAGACUCCCACCGCCAUGUAGUCUAUAAACUCACAACAUAUAAAAUGAAAUAGUAAAUACAAAACAAGCGAUUACUACAUACAAUAUGCAGUAUAAUAGAACAAAUGUGGUUUAACCUUCAUUUAAAGAGGCGAUUUAAUAGCGCUGUUAAACAUACGUUAGACUGGAACCAUUCAGUAGUUUUUAUUUUAACCAGCUGCAUUACUGUAAAAUGCCCAGCAUUUAUAACAUUAUGUACAUCAAUAUAAACCCCUCUUUACAUUAUCUCUUCUUGGCUUGGGGGGAUGGCACCAUUGUGUAGGGCGUAUAGGCCCGUACGUGCUGUCCAUCCCCCACUACUACAAACAUGGCUGCAUAAUGAAGUGAUUCUGCAGACAAUAGACAGAAGAGCGAUGGGAACCUGCACUGCCUGGCACACUAGACUUCAGUGACUCUGUGCCACACAGUGCCAUGUAUGCUUGUCUUUUUGUCCUCCAUAUUAACUUGCUCUAAAGCUGCCCAGCUCUCCAUUGACCAUUUAGCAUGGACAAGGGGUUUCUGCACAUCCUCAGCUUCAUUAGAUUGUUCGUCACUAUCAGGCAUUCCUAAAUAAAUAUGCACAUUUACUCCCUUCAAAGAGUCUAGUUGUUUGCUUUGUCUGUAUCAUACGAUAAUAAUACGAUAAUCCCAUUUUAUUCUUUGGACUAAACAUGUUUAUCUCUGAAGCUCCCAGUUAAACUGCAAAUUCCUUUAAUCCCUUCAUUCAUAUAAUACAGUCUUUUGUGCUGCAUUUGUUAUAAUACAGGCUGAUAUUAGUAGCACACCAAAAGCUGUGCGGCUUCAUGAUUUAUUAAAGCGUAAUUUAUGAUUUGAGCCAUGCGCUGCCCACAGAGCAUGAAUAUUGCUGUUGCUAAAUAAAUAAGACAUUGACCCAAAUCAACAAAGGGAGUGUAGCAAAGCACACCUGUAAUCUUUGAGGUCUCGUAUCCUCCAUCCACAGAGAGGCUGAACUAGCUGCUUUUGUUCAAUCAGAUGCAAUACGCUUGUAACCACUUUAAUUUAGUGUUCGAAUCUCAUUCCCUUUCACUGGCAGUAAGUGUAAUGAGCAUACUCUUCACAUUGCACAUUUAAUCUUUCAUAGGCAUGCUCUUAUCUGAGGGAUUUCCCUACGAGUCUACUUUUUUGUGUGGUCUUUUUAUGUGAAGAUCAACCUCUUUAAAGAACUUGCCCACCUCUCAUGAAUUAAGAAAAGAUCUGUCUCCCUCAAAAUUAAAAGCACGUCUUGGUUAAUAUAUUUCUGUUUGAUCAGGGCAAAAGGGGGCUAUUUCUGUCACAGGUACUGUUUAUUCACUUAACAUAUUCGGGCUACUUAAAUUCCACAAAGGAGCUUACCUUCACAAAGACACUUACACACCAGGCGAGUUAUAUUGGGGGUUUUAUCACAUUAUAGUUAAUAUAAAUUAUACAUUCUUAUAUCCCCUAGUCGAACGCAAAGCCUGAUGUGUUAAAUAAAAUUCAUGGCUUUAUUCCUGAGAAAAAUCAACCCAUGAAAACAGCAUUGUAAAAGGCAUAUAAACACAAUAUACAUCACCAUGUCUUGCAGCUCUGCAGUCUUGUGUAGGUAUAUCACAGUACAACUCCCAUCAUCAUCAAUGUUAUACUUUAUAACUUCUAGAAGUGCGUCAAAACGACUACUACUACAAAACCUUGCCAAAGCGCUCAUGAUUGUCCCCACACUGUUAAAACAGGUACAGUACAUCUAUCAUACUCUAGCGGCAAGUUGGGAAGACUUAGCAGGGUGUGCUGCGUGUGACCCUGCGAUCCAUGAUGGGGUCUAAUUUUUUUGUCAGGGGGCGCAUUCUCGGGGACGGGCAAUAGAAACUGUGAAUGUAAGUGCCAGUCUCCUUUCAAAUAGAUACCUCCUUCAAAUAAACACCUGGAGCAGAGUAAAUAAACGUCCCUUUUACCAGUUUCCAGUUUACCCAAUUAUGUUUUUUAAUACCUAUUCAUGAAAUAAAAAAAUUCCUGCAAGACUAGGAGACACCAUACUCCUCUUGCUCCUCGUUGUGAUUCACAGGCUACUGCACUGUGGGAGGGGUUCAGGGUCGGCGUGAGUCCAACAUGAUAACAAGGUUUGAAAUGUUUCAGUCCUCAAAAAGGUUGCGUGGUUUCUUGUUUUGUCACUGCAGUCUCCUGCACCACACAGCAGUGGGCGGGAUCAGGAUGGAUGAAGGCUCAGAGGGCUGAGACAGAAAUAAUGGAGAGAGAGAGAGCGAGAGCAGUGCCAGAGCCUGCUCCCACUUACCCCAGUCCCGGCACACCCCAUCACCUCCACCCUGCCAGCCCAAAGCUGCCCCUCUCCUCCUCAUUUUCUUCUGGCAAUGACCAGCGCAACUCUUCCAGUAGCCAGCUCCAGAGUUCGACUCCCCCUCAGCCGCAGUGCCAGUUGUCAUCUGCCGGUGCUCGCUACCCGCCAAGAGAGGUGCCCCCUCGCUUCCGCCAGCAGGAGCACAAGCAGCUACUGAAGAGAGGCCAGCCUUUACCAGCAGGAGCCUUCAGUGAUCUCUCACACUCCUCCUCCUCUUUUUCAUCCUUGUCACCUUCAUUACCUUACUCACCUUCUACGAGUACCAGCAUCACUACCCCACACUCUACAGAGGGCACUGCGGGCAAACAACAGCCAGCCAUAUCCCCCCAGAGUGGUUCUGCUGCCCAGAUUUACCAUUCGGGAGCCUCCUUGCAAGCUGACAACAUUUUCGGUGCCAACAGCUGGAACAAAGGGAUUAUUGACGGAAGUGACACUGAAGCUUGGCCCUCCAUUAGCCACAGCAGUGACCCCAGCCAACCUGCAGCACCAGAAUGCCCCUUGGGCUCAGCUAGCUUCAGCACAGACGACGUCAGCGGUGUCACUACCACCAGUAGUACUUUUCUGAGUAUGGCCACAAGUGCCACAGGCCAGCCGGCCCACUACACAGCUCUCAAAUCUAACAAUAACAUGAUGACAGGACCCGGGUCAGCCAACACGUUAUCUAGUAACAGAGGUUGGGGGUCAGAUGCCAAACAAGAUGGAAUGAAUGGCGGGCGAGUAGCAACGCCAAAUCACUGGGGCUCACCCGGUUUUAAUUUGAAUCUCAAUCCCAGUGCAAACCCAUCAGCCUGGCCUGUUCUCGGUCACGAGGGUAUUAUUGGAUCUAAUGGAGUGUCCACGUCAUCUCACCCACCAGGCAAUGGGAAUGGAAACCUGGGGAACGGGAGCAUUGGAGGUGCAAGUGCUUGUGGUGGAGGUUGGGUUAGCAUGGUUGGUGCCAAUGAAAAUGAACAACAGCGCACCUCAACCAAUACAAGCUUGUCCUUCAAUAUGGAAACUAACCGAAACACUGAUGGACCAAACCACAGCAAGCAGCAAGCUCAGGAGCCCAUGAGCCCUAUCCAUGGAUUAACUGGCUGGGGAGGGCAGUCACCUACUGAAUCAUCCCAACUUAAUGGAGACACAACAGGCAGCUCUGUGUGGAGCAGUGCAGAAACCAAGGCAGCUGACUCCCCGAAGGACUCUGGCUGGGACGCAACUUCCUCUGCUAGCCUCUCUGCCUUGGGCCGCCAAGGUAGCGGUGGAGGGAGUAAUGGAAGCGGUGGCUGGGGAGACUGGGGAAAAUCCUCAGGAAGCGGAGAUGCGUCGAAAGCUUGGGACUCUGUUGAUGCCGCCAGCUCAGGUUCGGGUCAAGAGCAACAACUUGGCACAUGGGGCAAACAGUGUGAAACUGCCCCCGCAAGCGAGGGUAGUGGGGACAGCAGAGAUGGCCGAUCUCACCACAGAGAGAGGUCCACAAGCAUGGAUUGUACCCCUCUGUUACCACGACAGGACUUGGACCCAAGAGUACUAAGUAACACAGGUUGGGGACAGACUCCCAUUCGACAGCACACAGUGUGGGAGAUGGAGGAGGCAAACUCUGAUGAUGGGAAAAGCAACAGCAGCUCAGACACAUUUGAAGGUUCCAGCUCUAAUAGUGGUCCUCCUUCUACCAAUGGAGGUACCAUCAACUCCAACAUUGGUGGUACCAAUCAGAGGCAUGGAUCUGAAGGAAAACGUGAAAGCGAUGGGCCAUCAGGUUGGGGAGCCCCGACAACUGGAUCUGGAUGGGCUGAUCCCCCACAGUCUCUGAACGAAGGAGCUAAUGGGACCACCAGUGGCUGGGGAGACUCCAUGCCUACCAGUGGACCUAAAAAUGUAAGCAUGACAUCUUGGGGCUCUGAAGACAAGUCACCUAAUUGGGACAGUGCCAUGACAAAAAAACAGUCCAGUAAUUGGGGGGAGGGCCCACGGAGCUCCCGUGGUUGGGGCACCAGUAACGGGGGCUCCCACUGCUCCAACCCCAGGGAUUGGGGAGAACCCGAGAUCAAGAAUAAUGCGUCCCCCAGCAGCAUGUGGGAAGGUGAGGGAGGAAAUGUGGGUAAUGGUGGGUGGAAGGAUAGCACUAGAGGAGGAAACAGAGGAGGUGUUAAGCUGACUUCCUCUGUGAGCAGCAGCACUUGGGGAGAGACCGCACGAGCAAAUGGCCCGGUGCAGGGCACCUGGGGCUCCUCUAAGCCCAAUGAAAGCAGCAGCAGCAGCAGUAGCACUGGUAGUGGAGGAGGAGGUAGCAUUGGGUCUUGGGGAGGUCCUGGUUCUGUGAAACAGAACACUUCCAACUGGAGCAAUGUUAGCAAACAAGACCAGUGCUUGGAGACCACUGGUUGGGAGGAGCCCUCCCCUCCCUCUGUCCGCAGAAAGGUGGAGAUUGAUGAUGGAACGUCUACCUGGGGUGAUCCUAGCGCAUACAACAAGACUGUCAACAUGUGGGAUCGCAAUAAUCCUACUGGUAACCAAGGAAACAGUGGCCCACCCCCCAUUAAGAAUGGCGGUAUAAUCACACCUAAUAAUAACAACAACAAUCAUUCUGGAAGUCCUGGCAACAACAAUCACCACCACGGCCAUCCAAUGCACCACCAUCCUCACCAUGGCAACGCACCAAGCCAUUUGCAACACCACGGAAACAACUAUGGGUCACCCAACAAUUGUGCCCUGCACCCUGGUUCAGGCCCCCACGGUAGACCUCCUCUUGCUAACCCAGGCUGGGGAGAGCUUCCUAAUGUACAGCCCAAAUCAGAGCCGGCUUGGGGAGAGCCAGCCGCUCCAACAUCUGCUGUGGACAACGGCACCUCCGCUUGGGGUAAGCCUCCAGGGGGAGUCGGAGGAUGGGGCGAUGGUGGCCAUGAACCCUCUGGACCCUAUGGCAGGGCCAACGGACCCUCCUGCUCUGCACCCUGCAAGCCUGUGCCCAAACCUAUGCAAGACACUUGGGGAAGUGGAGGGGAGGAAAUGGGCAUUACUACAAACCAGUGGGACACUGAAGAUGGGGACAUGUGGAGCAGCCCCACCUCACAGGAGAGCAGUUCUUCUUGCAAUUCCUGGGGCAAUGGACCCAAGAAAGGCCCGAGCAAGGUCAAGAUGAGUAACAAGCCGGAUGAGACGUGGCUCAUGAACCGUCUCAUCAAACAGCUCACUGACAUGGGCUUUCCGAGAGACCCUGCUGAGGAGGCUUUGAAGAGCAACAACAUGAAUCUUGACCAGGCCAUGAGCGCUCUCUUGGAGAAGAAGACUGACCUGGACAAGCGUAGUAUCGGCAUGUCUGAUUACGGCAACGGCCUGAACAAACCUCUGGUGUGUCGACCAUCUGUGCUCACUAAAGAUCCCUCAGACCGCACUGCCUUUCUUGACAAGGAUGGCGUUCUGUCCGAUGAUGCCCCACCAUCACCGUUUCUGCCUUCCCCCAGCCUGAAGCUCCCCCUGGCCAGCAGUAGCCUUCCUGGGCAGGGUCUGGGACCAGGCAACUCGGGGCUGGCAAUGCAAAACUUGAACAACAGACAGAUACCCAGUGGAAUGUUUGGCAGCAGCGGGGCAGCACAAAGCCGGGCCAUGCAGCAGCCUCCUCAGCCACCAGUGCCACCUCUGAGCUCCUCCCAGCCUAGUCUACGUGCUCAAGUGCCUCAGUUUCUCUCCCCUCAGGUCCAAGCACAGCUCUUGCAGUUUGCAGCAAAAAACAUUGGUCUGAACCCUGCACUUUUAACCUCACCAAUAAACCCUCAACAAAUGACCCUGUUGUAUCAACUUCAGCAACUGCAAAUGGCAUACCAGCGUUUACAAAUCCAGCAGCAGAUGAUGCAGGCGCAACGCAGUGUUUCCGGCCCCAUUCGUCAACAAGAGCAGCAAGUCGCACGCACAAUCACCAACAUGCAGCAGCAGAUCCAGCAGCACCAGCGUCAGCUCUACCAGGCGCUGCUGAUGAAGCAGCAGCAACUUCCCUCUCAUUCUGCCUCCUUCUCUUCUUCUUCCGCUGGUCUGCACGGCCCCACCGGAGGGCCCGGAUCUGGCAAAUCAACCCUGGACCCUUUCACGGGCCCACAUCAGGCCCCGGGCCUGGCCGACACACUGCACACCAAAGAGCCGCUGUCCUCGCCUAACGCCUACAGCACCUACCCUCUUUCUGGACUGAAUCCAAACAUGAAUGUAAACUGCAUUGAGGUCGGGGGUCUUUCCCUGAAAGAACCCCCUCAGCCCCAGUCCCGCUUGUCCCAAUGGACACACUCCAACGCCAUGGACAACCUCGGUGGCAACACCUCAAACUUGGAGAACAACCUCAACAAACACGGUGCCAUAUCUGCUGCCUCCACUCUGGGCCCCCCUGGGAAGCCCCCCCAAUUGGAGGACUCCUAUAGUCCAUACAGUCUGAUGUCCAACUCAGAGUCGCCUGCCAGCCCCUUGGUGCCUCCAGACAGCUGGGGCCAAGGGAAGAACCCCAAUGAAAAGAUGACCAACGGGACCAACAUUAACUGGCCCCCAGAAUUCUGCCCAGGUGUGCCAUGGAAAGGCCUUCAGAACAUUGACCCUGAGAAUGACCCUAACAUGACCCCUGGCAGCGUCCCCAGCGGUCCCACUAUCAACACCAACAUCCAUGAUGUCAACAGAUACCUGCUGCGUGACAGGAAUGGAGGUAAACUGUCUGAUGUGAAGUCCACCUGGUCUUCAGGGCCCGUCUCCCAGAACCAAGGCUCUCUCACUCAUGAGCUGUGGAAAGUCCCUCAAGGUCCACGUGGCUCCACUGCCCCUUCCCGCCCUCCUCCAGGCCUCACCAACACGAAGCUGCCAUCCUCCACCUGGGGGGGCAACUCCCUCGGCCUGGUCCAAGGCUGGAGUGGCUCCUACUCCUCCGAGGGAACAACCUGGAGUACAGACAGCUCCAACAGGUCUAGCAGCUGGCUGGUGCUCAGGAAUCUCACGCCUCAAAUUGACGGUUCCACUUUGCGGACCCUGUGCAUGCAGCACGGCCCCUUGAUCACAUUCCACCUCAACUUGACCCAAGGGAACGCCGUGGUGCGCUACAGCUCCAAGGACGAGGCUGCCAAGGCCCAGAAGUCUCUGCACAUGUGCGUGCUAGGUAACACCACCAUCCUCGCGGAGUUCGCCGGCGAGGAGGAGGUGAACCGCUUCUUUGCACAAGGUCAGUCGCUGGCCUCAAACAACACCACCAGCUGGCAUGCAAACCCGGGAACCAAUCAGAAUCGAAUGGGCGGGGCAGCGCCAUCCCACUCCAUGGGCCAGUGGAGCAGCAGUGGAGGCGGCGGCGGAGGAGGCAAGUCCAGCGGCGGCGACCUUCUUUGGGGAGGGGUCCCCCAGUACUCAAGUCUGUGGGGGCCUCCAAGCGGAGAUGAUGCCCGCGUGAUCGGGAGCCCCACCCCAAUUAACACCCUGCUACCUGGAGACCUGCUGAGUGGGGAGUCCAUGUAGGAGGAUGCCACAGCCCACCUCCACUAACCACACGCAGUGUGGAGGGGGGGCUCAUACGAACAGGAGCAAAAACCCAAGCAAAUCAUGUGGAGAUAAUCAGCACCAUUUUGGAACUUUGUGGAACUGUGAAUUGGGAAGCAGAAGGCUGAGGGUUCCCCCACAUAGACCAUAGACCUCAGUCUUUAUUUUUGCAACAUGAAAAACAAAUAAACGGACGUAAAACAAAGAAACCAUUUUUUUAGGAGAAGCAAUCAAAGCUGCCAUCUACCUUUCCCUCCAUGAAGAAUGAAAAUCAUCCCAAACAAAGCGAGCAUUCCCAGCAUGCACCAUGGCCAAUGACGUGGUUGGAUGACCUUUACUAGUUACCUUUCUUUCUCAGCACUAAUUAGCCUUAAGUGCUCUCCGGCCCAGGUCCUUCCCUAGCCGCCUUUCCUUUUCUUUGUGGACUUUGUGAAGUAUGUGAUGGAAUCUUGCACAGUUUGACCUCUGGAGCCAGCUUGAGCGACGUGAUGCGACGCGACGCGCCUGGUGACCAACUCUCUUUUAACUGUGGCCCCCACCCCCCCACGCCGGUCCUCGGAUUGUUCAGUUUGUCUUGUGGACGCCGCUGACAGCUGUCCAUUGUUGAUGUCUGUCCCUAUUUAUAAGCUCUGUGCACGACUGAGUAGAGUGGCGCAAAAUCACUGACAAGAUUGGUCACCUCCAGUUCUUACUGGUGCUUUGUUGACUUUUUCUACUCCUCUUCAGGCCGACCAUGACUGGAUUGGUGGCGGAGGAGGACGCAAUUCCACCUUUGACGUGACGGUUUACAUUGUGCAAUAUACACCGGAGAACUUUCUGGCCGUCCACACGCAGCUGGUUGUUUUUCUGUGUAUUCGAUUGUUAUUGGAACUUGAAAAGACCUUAUCCCCCAAAACUUGGAUUCCCUUCAGAGCCCCCCCGCCCCCCCCCCCCCCCCCCCUUCCCAGUUGGGAAAUCCGUGCAAAGAGGAAGACGCUUCCUCUGUGUGUGCCGCACCCAACACAGACUUGAUUGGACGCCUCUGGGUAUCUGGUACCAUACCAAAUAAAAGGGCAGGGGAGCGAGUGUUGGUUCUCCUAAUGCAGUAGACCUUCCGAGUGUCCCUCGGUUCUGGAUCAACACAGGAAAGACCUUUUGAAAGGGUUUUUAUCAUAGCACUUAUGAGGAGCUACUGGCUUCAAUCCAAUAAAUCAAGACAGCUCUUCUUGGACAAGGGGAACACAAGGGAACUGUCACCCAUGAACAAUAUCAAAGUGAAUAUCACUGUUACUCCAAAUGUUUCAAAGCCUUGCUCUCUUUGGAGACCGGCGGUGUCUCGGCAAGCAGCGGGGCCGGGGGAAGGGGGCGCGGGAGUCAGGAAGUCCACUGAGUGCCUCUCUACUGUGGUCCACGCCUGUCCUCUUUUGUGCCACAUUGGUUCCCCGCAGCAGCAGCAGCAGCACUUCCUCUACCGGGCUCAGUCUGGCAAUAACCACCGCCCACCUGCCUCUGCUGUGGCCACGCCCAUCUUCCCCCCCGACUCGCCAAUUCUUAAAAACACAAAAAUCACUUUAGCUGGAAGAUUUAAUAGUCAUAUUUCUGGAUUGAUUUUUUUGUUUCAUUGUGUUGUUGUGUUGACAUGCUACAUGCUGACGUAGCCCUUCACUGUUCAUAUGCAGAAAACACUCGUGCGCUCGUGCUGUGUAUUGAAUGCAACACUAGGAUCAAUACUACAGACUUUUAUUGAUUGUGUUCUCUACUCCUUCCAGUCCAGGUUGUUUCAUGUUGUCUUUGUUUUGGUCCAAGCUGCUCCCAUUGCCUAGCUGCUACGCUAUCACCCCGCCCCUACCAGCCACAUCCUGUAGCCCCCAAACCCCCCCCCCCUCCUGUGGGCCCUUGUACCAGUUUCUAUGCAAAAGACGAGAGGCCCUUUUUACAAGCACCCCCCUCACCCCCACCCCCACUGUGCACUUCACGAUGGCCACCAUUUCUCCAAAACACUGUCGCUAACUUUUUAGUCGGAACACUUUAUCGACGACACUCGUGUCCAAGCUUGAUCUCAGGGUCGGGAGGGGGAGGGCGGGGGGGCAGACGCCACCGCAAUGAUGCAGCUCUCCACGCCUGUCUUUUGUUUCUACUGUGAGAGCGCCGUCUUUACAAUGUAUACUCACACACCUCACUUAUUCCUGGCAUACAGAAGAAGCCAAUGUACUGUGCCAACUUCAACAAGCUGUGUCGUACAGAGAGCACUUGUGUCCGAGGGGGGACGGGGGGGUGGGGUAUCACACCCUGAAAUGACUGACUUUUUUUGUGUGUGUGUUUUUUUUUUUAUGCUUUUGUGGGACAAACCUAACCUAGCAUUGGACGGGUGAGGUUCCAGUUUGCUACAGUGCACAGUUGAUGGGUAAUCCCGGGUACAUAUUUUUUUAAAACCAAAAAAAAAAAACUGAAAAAAAUAACAUUAACAUCAUUUUUAUGAAGCUUGACAUUUAAAAAAAAAUAAUCUUAAAAAAAUGUAAAUGGCAGAAAAAAACUUGUCUGAUAUGUUAAAGCUCUGCACUUCUAUCUGAAAGGUCUCUGGUGGGAAGUGUCUACUAACCCCAUGAAGAAGUAGACCAGCGACCAGGCUGCCUUUUCCUUUCAUCCAUCUCAUUUUUACGUUGAUGUCCUGCUCAAAGCCGGCCCACUCAUAUGAACUGUACAUUUCCACACAGCCAAAAAUGGCUCAUGGGGGGGCCCACUGUAUCAGCCUCACUCACAGGGCAACCAGUUGGUGUACAAAGUCUUAAAAAAAAAAAAAAGUCGAAGAAAAAGGGGACAAAGGCUACCUUUUCAGGACUUGCAGUCCUGCAGCACACAAGCAAAAAUCACUAUUGCCUGUUUCUGUAACUGCCUUGAUCCAAGCUCAGACAGACCCAAUAGCCGAGGAGUACCAAGUGGAGAAAGUCAAAAGAGGCUUUCCAAAAAUGCUGCACCAGCACCGAGAGGCUCUCCUCGUCACGCUCACUUCGUAUAGCAGUAUAUCUCCAUAGCAACGCGCCUCGGAUUGUAGCCUCUCAAAUCUUAUCUUUGUCUUUGUUUCAACUCAAGAUGAGCAAUAUGUUUUGUUUACUUUUUUUGCCCCCCCCCUGCUAAUACGCUAAUAUGCGAAGGAAAUGAUGGCGUUGUAAACUGAUACUUGAUGGUAUGAAAGCCGGAGGUUGAAAUUCUGCACAUUUCUUUUUAACAUGAUGCAGUACAUCAAAGCAAUUGUACUGUAAAUGUGGAUUUGUUUUGUUUUAAGCCAGACAUGAUUAAAUCCCCCCCCCCCAAGCUUUCAACAUUUCCUUAAAAAAAAAAUCACAUAUCAAAAAAAAAAAAAAAAAAAAUUGAAUUUACUUGAAUCAAUGGAAUACAGAGGAAGGAGGGUCACACUGGAAGGAAAAACAAAAAGAAAUAAUAAUUUAGUCAAGAGGAAAAUUGAAAUAAAAUUUUAAGGAGCUUACAAUAAAAAUGGUAUAACCUGGCUAGAAAAAUGUUGCAAUCAGGAAAAAGUUGAGUUAAAAAUACCUAAAAUAUAAAAGUAAUAUAUACCGUAUUUUCUGGACUAUAAUUCGCUCCGGAUUAUAAGUCGUACAAGGCCAAAAAUGCAUAAUUAGUUUAAAAUAAAAAAAUAUAUAUAUAUAUAAGUCGCACUGGAGUAUAAGUUGCAUUUUUAAUGGGUAAUUUAUUUUACACACUACUUGACCAAAACAGACAUUACAUCAGUAAGUCAAGUUCUAACAUUAAUAAAAGAAUAGAGAACAGGCUGAAUAGGUGUAAGACAUGCUAACACAAUGGUUAUUCAGCUACACAAAAAAUAAACAUGAACAGAAAAUGUGUCCAGUAUUUAUGGAACAUAACGUUUUAAGUACAGUAACUUUUGUGUUCUGUUGCUAAGGAGUAGGAGAUAUCGGUGCAAAAGUCUAGCAUGCCCUCUUGUGGCUAUCUGUGAAAUUAUUGAAAUUAUAUAUAUACGUAUAUACCGUAUUUUCCGGACUAUAAGUCACCCUUUUUUUUCACAGGCUGUGACUUAUACAGUAAACCUCGGAUAUAUCGGAAAUUCGCUCACAGCGGACAGAUAAAAAAGAACCAAUUUUUCUGUAAUGCAUUUCCAAUAAAAAUUCAUUGCAUAUAUCGGAUUUUUUAUAACGGAUUUCGCCUAUUUCGGACAAAAUCUCCAGUCCCGUUCCAAUGCAUUUCCAUUAAAUUUCCCUCGCAUAUAUCGGAUGGCCGCAUCGUGGCGCUCCGAUUCGCCGAAUCGUGACAGGCCGCUAUACGACGUCAUUUGCAGCGUUUGCAGCGUUGCCUGCGCGUCCAGGUACAUUGGAAACAUAGUCAAGGAAGUGCCUUUUUAUAACGGAUAAAAUCCGAUUUACGCAUAUACCGGAUAUAAAUCCGAUAUAUGCGUAAAACGGACAUUUUCCGGUAUACGCAUAUAACGGAUUUCGCUUAUAUCGCACAAAACCAGUGGGAACAAUUGAAUCCGAUAUAUUCGAGGUUUACUGUACUCCAGAGCGACUUAUAAAUGAAAAAACUGUUUAUGUUACAUAAACACUGGACACUUUUUCUGUUCUUGUUUAUUUUUUGUGUAGCUGAAUAAACAUUGUGUUAGCAUAUCUUACACCUAUUCAGCCUGUUCUCUCUUCUUUUAUUGUUAGAACUUGCCUUCUAAAAGGACGUAAUGUCUGUUUUGGUCAAGUAAUUUGUAAAAUAAAUUUCCCGCAAAAAAUGCAAAUUAUGUAUGUUUUUUUUUUACCUAAUUAUGCAUUUUUGGCCUUGUGUGACUUAUACUCUAGAGCGACUUAUAGGCCAGAAAAUAUAUACAUAUAUAUAUUUUUUUUAAAUUUAUAAGUCGCUCUGGAGUAUAAGUCGCAGGAACAGCCAACCUAUGAAAAAAUAGUGCGAUUUUUAGUCAGGAAAAUACGGUACACAUUUUAAAAACAAGCUAUAAGGGGGAGAAAGUUGACAUUUGUAGGCGAUUCCGAUCUAGAUAAAGGUUGUAUUUUUGUUUGAUGUUUUCUCGUGAUUUAUGAUUUUUUUUUUUUUGGAGGGAGGGGGGGUUAAGAUUGUGACUAUUCUUGAGCCUUGACCGUUUUUUGUGGGAAAAAAAGAUGACUUUAUAGUUGAAUUCUUCUUGGUUUUCUUUGCAGUGUGUCCCUACUGGUCCUUGGUUGGAGCACCAAUAAAGUAAUGUGAAGUCAGUCAUUCUCUGGUCUGACAGCUACGUUGAGAGGAUGGCAAUGUAUUGCAUUAAGUUACAAAUCUUUUGGAAAAAAAAAAAUGCAAGUGUCAUCUAAAAUGUGUGUGUGUGUGUGUGUGUGUGUGUGUGUCAUCUUCUAAUGUUGCACUGAGUGUCUUGUUUCCCUCACUCAGCUAAUGGAAGAUAAAAGUACGGAGGGGAGACGGUGACAAUUCAUGUGUACAUGUUUACUCAAGGACUUAAUGGACUUUUUGUUUUCAUUCUAUCUGUAAAAAAAAAAAAAAAAAAAAAGUUUAUCUACCUUAUAGUGGCUUUUAUUGUGGAAUAAUCCCCAUGCAGGAUUAUCAAUGAGUAUUGCACCAUUUUGUUCCAAUGUAAAAACAACAAAAAAAGUAUAAAACAAAGAAAAAAACGGUGAAAAAUAAAGACAAAGACGUUGGCCGUAGACGGCGUAGAAGGACUGGUGUUCCCCAAUGGAAAAGGAGGUCAUUUCAGAGGUGCCUAUUGUUUGUGUUUUUUCUUCUGCAAAAGCCACCUGUUGUCGUUUACAAGCAUUUCCUUUGUCGGACUUCGGCGCAAAUAGGAAUCUACGACAGGAAUGUUGUAUUUAAUAAAAUAAGUGAAAAUAUCCUCUUCCAUCAAACAUGGACAUGAAAACCUUGCAAAAUGAAGAUUUAUGCUACUUUCAGUACUCUGGGAUUGAUCAGUGUUGUUGUCCUAUUUCAAGUUGUUGACACAUGAUCUCUUUUUGUGUGUGUGUGUGUGUGUGUGUGUGUGUGUGUGUUUGCGGUUAUGUUAGGUCACUAUCUUGCACACUUGUAAAAGAUUCAUGGAUUUUUGUCUCAGGAAGGCCAGGGUUCCAACAUCGCAACUCCUCCAUUUCUUCACAAUGAAGCAACAAGCGCUGAUAGUGUUUUUUUUUUUUUUUCUUGACUUGGAAAGACAACAAGAAAUGUUUUGUAGCAACUGAACAUACAUAUUUACCAAAUAAGACUGAGAAUCAACUUUGAAUUGAAAGAGAAAAGAAAGUGCUUUACAUGUGAAAUCUGAAGUAGACAUUGCUUUACAUUUUCUAAACAUGACAUGAAAAUGCUUUUUUUUUUUUUUUUUUUUGCUUUGUGUGUGUGUGUUCCUGUUCCUAGUUGUCAAUCAUCUCUCUGUGUAAACAGCUGGUUUUUAAAUGGAUCAUGAUCUAUGCACAAAGUGGGAGGGGCAAGUCUUGGGGUUCAGGGUUUGAUGUCGGCUUCUUCAUUUUUUUUGUAUUUGUCGUGCUAACAACAUCCUCAUGUAUGUGUCAUGUUUUAGCAAGCCCUUACAUCACCAUGCUGUGUAACCCUUCUUAACCAAUGAGCGCUUGUCCUUCUGCUAAAGCACUGUGGGUCCUACUGAGAAGAAGCCCAUCAUUUUAAUAAGGCUCGAAGGUUGUUGUUUUUUUUUUUAAGGGGAGGGAAUGGGAGGGUCAUGUGGGUAUUUUGCCUUUGCCUUUACUUUGAAAAGAAAAGAAAAAAAAAAGGAAAAAAAAUGUAUGUAACUGAAAAACAAAGUUGUGGCUUUUAAUGUUGUUCCUUUUCCUCCUCAUAGAAUGUGAUUGUUAAGGACAUGCACCGGAAAAAAAAAAGUUUCCAUGUGGAUUUAUGGAGCUUAUUUCGGAUUAUAUUAAAGUACAAAAUUUCUUGGCUGUUA
Molecule: messenger RNA, 15989 nt
Organism: Doryrhamphus excisus (bluestripe pipefish)
Lineage: Eukaryota; Metazoa; Chordata; Actinopteri; Syngnathiformes; Syngnathidae
Source: RefSeq, a predicted model, not a curated record